ACGAAGUGUACCCGCAAGUAGGUACCUAGUCAUUCAUUUCUCAUCGGGUAGCCCUAUAUCGGCAGUUCCCGUCUUUUUUCUUUUAUAUUUUCACCUCAUUCUUUUGACACCGCUACGGUACUUCCACUCCUUACUCGGCCGCGGCAAUGGUCCAUUUACGUACGACCGUAAUACACGCUCUCUUGGCUGUGACAUCGAUAUGGCAUGGUCGCGUUGCUGCCGGACCGGCUCGGUCUGUAGGUGCGCGGCACCUAGGCAGCAAUGCGCAAGCCAUCUCUUCACCAGGCACUGACCGGCAAUUCGAAGCGUGACCGGCGAUCCGCCCUGGAGCUCAAGGCAGAGGAAACACUCUAUUGGGGUGGUGAAGAUGGCACCGUGGCAAAGCUUCGGAUUGAGACGCCCGAUGAGACCGAGAACGUAGUCAACCUCGAACUCAUUGAUGACAUGGUCCGCCAAGUCACAUGUCCGUCCACCGGUUCGGGCACACUCAAGCUGCAGUUCCUCGAAGAGGCCGACUUCGACGAUGCCCAAGACAUUUGGCAGUGGGUAAAUCAGGGUGCCGAUAACCACUUCCUCUUGCUGGUCGGCGCGGGAGCCUGCGGCUGGAACGCGGAGCGCAUCCCUUACAACGUCACGGGACUCGUGUACAACGACGAGGUCGAAACUGCGGUGCUACAGGUUCAGCAGACAACGUGGAAGCAGGCAGUCCAUACCUUCGACCUGACCAUGGGUUACGCCGCCGUCCCAGCCAACACGGACGCAACCCCCGCCACCCGACGCCGCCACCACCCAAGCAUCCCGGGUGAAGACGUUGCCAACCAAGCGGCGGACAAGACUUCCUCCACAACCAACACCAUCUCAACCAACACAACCAAGGCCGCACCCGCCGCCAUCUCCAACCUCGCCCCAGCCACCAACCCCAACAACAACAACCACAACAACAACAACCACAACAACAACCCAUUCUCCACCGCCGCCCUCUCCCUCUCACCCGCCUUCACCAUCCCCCUAACCACAAACCUCACCUCCCCCGAAACCAUCUCCUUCACCCUCCCCGACCCAGCACCCCUCACCCUCUCCGCAACCUGCCUCGACUGCCACACCUCAGGCUCCCUCGCCGUGCAAGCACACUUUUCCGCGCGCUGGUUCGAGCUCACCGCCGCCGCCAUCGAAGUCUCCCUACCCGACGACCUCACCGCGACCGCCGUGCUGGGGCUGAGCCUCAAGGGGGAGGUCGUCGAGCCCGUGUCGCGCAGCGUGCCGCUCUUUGAGCUCGCGCCGGGCGGCGUGGCGAUUCCGGGGAUUGUCACGCUCGGGCCGACGGUCGGGGUGAGUUUGGGGAUGGAGGUGGGCGGGGUGAAGGGCGGGGUGGCGGUUACGAUGGGGGGUACGGCGGUUGUGGAGGGGGGGUCGGUGGCGAGGUUGGAUUUCUUGAAUGGGGAUGAUGUGGCCGGGGCGGAGGGGUGGGGGGUGGAGUUUCGGGGGGGGGAGUUCAAGGCGGAUGCGUCGGUUGAGACGAGGGCGGCGGUGUUUUUGAGGGCGGCUGUGGGGGUCGAGGUGAGCGUGUUUGAGACCGGGUUUGCGGCCGAGCUGAGGGCGGAUGCACCGACGCUGUCGGCCACGCUGAAGGCUGUGACUUCCUCAAACUGCACCGUGUGCGGGGAAUUCCAGAAUGGGCUUCAGGGAAGCCUCAACUUUGGGACAUCCAUCGGUGCUAGUCUGACGAAGAAAGUCGCGGGGACGGAGUCACCAUUGUGGAGCGUAAACUUUGCGGAAGCUAACACGCCUGCAAUUGCGGAAUUCUGUCAGGGCUUCGGACCCCAGGGAGAGUGUCCAGCAGUGGCGUAAUCCAUUCAACGGGAAGAGGCCACGGCUCCGUAUUUGGUGUCGACCGAGACGAAACGACGUUUGCGGAUUUUCUUUUCAUGAUACAUAAUACAAAGCAUACUGGCUGUUGCUAUUAAUAGUUCUGAGUUUCUUAUUCGAGCCGCUUGCCUAAAUCAACC
Chaetomium fimeti is the source of this 2006-nucleotide messenger RNA. RefSeq lists its product as uncharacterized. The transcript has 5 exons. The coding region runs from base 262 to 1848 and encodes 528 amino acids. The record is from RefSeq and is a predicted model, not a curated record. NCBI's taxonomy places the organism in Eukaryota, Fungi, Ascomycota, Sordariomycetes, Sordariales, Chaetomiaceae.